GGAACGUGAGCGGUGUCAGACACGUGGUACAAGGAGGCAUUCAUCUUGGAACCAGGCAAUUGGCAUUUCUGCUCUGGGUAGUACAUCUUUAACAUAAUGUUAGGGAAGUAUCCGUUCUUGGCUGCCUUUCUUUAAUUGCGUUUCCAGUACUCUCUCGGUGAUUCUACUCUCGAACAUAGGAUGAAAUUUAGAAUCACACUUAUCUUCCACCUCCACCCCUCCCCUACCUCCUAUGCCCAUAUUAAAAAUGGCGGCCGCCGCCUUCCGCAGUGAUAGUUGUUCAGCGAACAAGAUCCGGGCGGAAACAGUAGGUAGGCCGGUGCAGCAGGGCAGAACCUAGGUUACCUUAGAGAGGUUCUCCGGUGUCCCGAGGGCGGCUCAAGUCAGAGUUGUUGGGUUUUGCUCAGAUUGGUGUGGGAAGAGCCUGCCUGUGGGGAGCGGCCACUCCAUACUGCUGACGCCUCAGGACUGCUGCUCAGCUUGCCCGUUACCUGAAGCGGCGGCGGAGCCGGGCCCCUGACCGGUCACCAUGUGGGCCUUCUCGGAAUUGCCCAUGCCGCUGCUGAUCAAUUUGAUCGUCUCGCUGCUGGGAUUUGUGGCCACAGUCACCCUCAUCCCGGCCUUCCGGGGCCACUUCAUUGCUGCGCGCCUCUGUGGUCAGGACCUCAACAAAACCAGCCGACAGCAGAUCCCAGAAUCCCAGGGAGUGAUCAGCGGUGCUGUUUUCCUUAUCAUCCUCUUCUGCUUCAUCCCUUUCCCCUUCCUGAACUGCUUUGUGAAGGAGCAGUGUAAGGCAUUCCCCCACCAUGAAUUUGUGGCCCUGAUAGGUGCCCUCCUUGCCAUCUGCUGCAUGAUCUUCCUGGGCUUUGCGGAUGAUGUACUGAAUCUGCGCUGGCGCCAUAAGCUGCUGCUACCCACAGCUGCCUCACUACCUCUCCUCAUGGUCUAUUUCACCAACUUUGGCAACACGACCAUUGUGGUGCCCAAGCCCUUCCGCCCGAUACUUGGCCUGCAUCUGGACUUGGGAAUCCUGUACUAUGUCUACAUGGGGCUGCUGGCAGUGUUCUGUACCAAUGCCAUCAAUAUCCUAGCAGGAAUUAACGGCCUAGAGGCUGGCCAGUCACUAGUCAUUUCUGCUUCCAUCAUUGUCUUCAACCUGGUAGAGUUGGAAGGUGAUUGUCGGGAUGAUCAUGUCUUUUCCCUCUACUUCAUGAUACCCUUUUUUUUCACCACUUUGGGAUUGCUCUACCACAACUGGUACCCAUCACGGGUGUUUGUGGGAGAUACCUUCUGUUACUUUGCUGGCAUGACCUUUGCCGUGGUGGGCAUCUUGGGACACUUCAGCAAGACCAUGCUACUAUUCUUCAUGCCCCAGGUGUUCAACUUCCUCUACUCACUGCCUCAGCUCCUGCAUAUCAUCCCCUGCCCUCGCCACCGCAUACCCAGACUCAAUAUCAAGACAGGCAAACUGGAGAUGAGCUAUUCCAAGUUCAAGACCAAGAGCCUCUCUUUCUUGGGCACCUUUAUUUUAAAGGUGGCAGAGAACCUCCGGCUGGUGGCAGUACACCAGAGUGAGACUGAGGAUGGUGAAUUCACUGAAUGUAACAACAUGACCCUCAUCAAUCUGCUACUUAAAAUCUUUGGGCCCAUACAUGAGAGAAACCUCACAUUGCUCCUGCUGCUGCUGCAGAUCGUGGGCAGUGCCAUCACCUUCUCCAUUCGAUAUCAGCUCGUUCGACUCUUCUAUGAUGUCUGAGUCCCUUGAUCAUUGUCCUUUACCUCACAGUCUCUAGGAUUCGUAACUCAGGCUGACCUCUGUCUGGUCCCAGACUGCCUCCUUGCCCAGGCCUCUCUCACUCUUCGUACUCCUCCAGAUUUUGUUCUCAGCAUUUUCCUUUCCCUGUGAUCAUUGGCAUCCUGGGCGUUUCUUGCCCUCUGCUGACUACUGAUUGGAUUUUACCAAUGGCUUUCUGCAACUUGCUACUCUCUCCCUCUCCAUCCUAUCUUUGCAGCCUCAUAGGGUGGGAUACAGCAGCUUUUUUUGCAGUUAUCCACACUCACGUUUCAGAGUCCUGACUCUCAAGGAACUACUGGUUUUUGGGAUAGAACUUGGGCCAAGGCUAGGGACACAGGCUCCACAGUGACAUGUCAUUUGAUUGUAAAUUAAGUGUUCUGAUUAGUAAGAACUAAGCAGGGGGCCACAUGCUCUCAAUGGAGACAAUAAAGCGUUGUCUUUUUCUUA
Molecule: messenger RNA, 2242 nt
Organism: Symphalangus syndactylus (siamang)
Lineage: Eukaryota; Metazoa; Chordata; Mammalia; Primates; Hylobatidae
Gene: DPAGT1
Product: dolichyl-phosphate N-acetylglucosaminephosphotransferase 1
Biological process (GO): dolichol-linked oligosaccharide biosynthetic process
Cellular component (GO): membrane
Molecular function (GO): UDP-N-acetylglucosamine-dolichyl-phosphate N-acetylglucosaminephosphotransferase activity
Source: RefSeq, a predicted model, not a curated record